This is a messenger RNA of Adineta steineri, 3894 nucleotides long. Lineage: Eukaryota; Metazoa; Rotifera; Eurotatoria; Adinetida; Adinetidae. The record is from the annotation of a GenBank genome assembly.
AUGCAGUAUAGUUUGGAAACUGAAUGUGUUGAUCCUAUGAAUAUGUCGGCAACUAUAGCAUUGAAUAAUCCAGUUUCUAAAAAUGGUGAUAGUCAUCUUGAAAUAUUUAGUCUUCUCUGGUUUGAUGAUACCAAUAACUUAGAGGACGCUCGAAACGCAAGACAAAAAUUACGUACUAUCAUAAAUCACUUCAAAGAGUUUCAUGAUGCAAACGAAUAUCAACAAUAUAUUGAACAAAGAUCAAAACAAGAUCGUUUGAUACUUGUUAUUAGUGAUCAAUCAGAACAAGAGAUAGUAUCUUCUGUUCAUGGACUUCGGCAAGUUUUAUCGAUCUAUAUUCAUUCCAAAAAAGAGAUAAAUGAUAACCAAUGGAUCAGUGGGUUUCCAAAGGUGAAAGUUAUUGUUGUUGGAAUUGACGAACUUGUUUCUCGAAUUAAAGCAGACUUUAAAAUACAGAUGAAAGAAGAAGAACCACUACCAAUGAAUAUAUUAACUACAGGCCAAUCAGCAAUAAAUAUCAAUGGUCAAUUCGUUUUCUCUCAAGUACUUAUUGAUUGUCUUCUUCGACUAAAAUCUAAUGAGACAGACCGAUAUGAACUGAUCUCGUGUUUAAAAAGAGAAUAUGAAGGAAAUAGCUCCGAGCUAGAUAAACUUGUUGAAUUUGAAAAGGAGUACACGUCAAAUAAAGCCUUAUGGUGGUACACUCGUGACUCGUUUUUCUAUAAAAUCUUGAACGCAGCUUUGCGCAAACAAGAUACUCGCAUGAUUCUUCUAUAUAAAUCAUUUAUUUCGGACAUCUACCGUCAAUUACAAUAUCAUCAAUCUAAGCAUCCUGUACGAGUUUAUCGUAGUCAAUUGAUGUCCAAAGAUGAAUUAAUGGAUCUCGAGCAAUAUGUUGGUCAGUUCGUUUCCAUGAAUUCAUUCCUGUCUACUAGUAACGAACGUCCAAUAGCUCUCUUCUAUAUGGGUGACAAAACUCAGGAAAUUGAUUUAGAACGAGUAUUAUUCGAAAUCGAAGCCGAUCCGCAAGUAGUUACUACAAAACCAUUUGCUGACAUUAGUAUGUAUAGCUGUUUUGAUGUCGAAUCAGAAGUCCUUUUUAUGCUCGGUUCUAUUUUUCGUCUCGAUGAUAUCACUUUGGGAGAUGAUCAAGUUUGGAUAAUUCACAUGACACUAUGUAGUGAUGAUGAGCAUGAUUUAAAGCAGGUUCUUACGGACAUGAAGAAUCAAAAUGGCAUCGGAGAAACAAAUCUUCAUACAUUGGGCAAAUUAUUAUGGAACACGGGUAACCUAGAUUUAGCCGAGAAAUACUAUAAUCGUUUGGCAGACGAACUUUUACCGAAUGAUCCCAUGCUUAAAAAUUUAUAUACAGACCUCAGUGUGAUUGCUUCUCAGCAGCGUGAUUAUAACAAGAGUGUUCAGUUGCACAAGAAAUCACUUGAGAUCAAAGUUCAACUAUUACCCACUGAUGCUGAUAAAAAAGCAUUGCAAGUCGAAUCAUCAAUUGAUAUCGAUCCGAAAAUUACUCUCAAACUUAUCGAUCAGUCCGUGAUUAAAAUAAAAGAAACUGUUGAACAAGUAAAAGCUAACAAAAACCAAUGCAGGCGACUUGUGGAAAGAAUCAGCGCAAUUACUUGCGUCUUACAAUGUAUAAGUGAUGUAGAACAUCAAAAACCGGAAUUAAGAAGAUUUCUGAUGGAUUUCUGCAUCUGUAUUGAACAAUGUCUUGCCUUUGUCACAAAAUUUCAAGGAGAUACGCUAUGGUUCCUCAAAGUCUUUAAGAGUAUAAACUCUAAAGAUCAAUUCAAGAAGUUAAAAGCUCAACUUUUACAAUGCGCCACCGCUCUUAAUUUGGGCAUUAAUUUACAACAGAUUUUCGACGAGAAACAGGAUGAUAUCGAUCAACAAAAUGAUCUAAAUAAUAUUCAACAAAAACUUGAUGAGAUCGCAGCGAUGAUGGUACAACAACAACAAGAACAGCUCCAUCAUGUUCAGGACAUUAAGCAAGACUUUAAACCACGACAUGCAUCGUAUAAACAUCAUCUAGAACAGAACAUUAUGCGAGCAGAAGAUCCUGUUAAAGCUAAAAAACUAACUGACAAAGAAAAUUCUUUUCUUCGAAUUCCUUACUAUGAUUUGACACAAGAAGAAUACAUUGGACAGGGAGGAUUCGCUAAUGUUUAUCGUGGCAAAUGGCUUUCUCGAGAUCUUAAAGUAGCUAUAAAAAUUAUUCGAGUUCAAUAUCUUAACGAAAGAGUUAAAGAAGACUUUAUCAAAGAGAUUGUGACAAUGCAACAAAUUCAUUGCGAACAUGUACUUCAUAUGUAUGGUGCUUGCAUGGAACCAGAGAAGUAUGCACUUGUUAUUGAAUAUAUGUCUCUUGGCUCUCUUUACGAUGUUUUGAGACUUCAGACAAUAAAACUGACAUGGUAUAACCGUUGGUUGAUUGCGCAUCAAAUAAUCAAAGGUAUUAAUUAUUUACAUACACUAUCAAAACCAAUUAUUCAUCGUGAUAUAAAAUCACAUAAUGUUCUGAUGACGAAAAAGAAUGGAGGUUUUCUCGUGAAAGUCGGUGACUUUGGACUAGCUAAGAUUCGCCGCGAAACCUCACAACAGUCUGUGUAUGAACCUGUUUUUGGUACUUUACCAUGGAAAGCACCUGAACUACUUAGAAUUGCUAGACAUACUGAGGCUAGCGAUGUUUAUGCUUUGGGAAUCGUACUUUGGGAACUAGCAACAGGAUAUGAACCUUACGAAGAUGCUGACGAUUCAACAAUAAGUGCAUUCGUCAGAGGAGGCGAUCGAUUAGAUAUUCCUAUAGAUGUUCCUGAAUCUUUCGCUAAACUUAUUGUCAAUGCUUGGGCACAAGAGCCUAAACAGCGACCAACUUGUCAAGAACUUCUCAAUAUGUUCCCACGGAGAUAUUCUGAACCAGAAAUCAUCGACGAAUUUACGGAUAUUACAACUAGCUCUCAACGCUCAACACCGGUGAAUAAUGAAGAAUUACAAAGUGAUGACUAUGAUAACGAUAAUCACGAAAUGUCAAUGAUUAACUUGAUACAACCAACUACAGACAUAACCACUGCAUAUCAAGAAAAAGCUACAGCGCGUAUUUCCCGGUUAUCAGAUAUCUUUCGAACACCAAGUCGUAUGCUUAUGCCGAUCCGUGGAUAUGAGAAGCUGCCACUAGUUUCUCUCGAAACCGCCGUCCAGCCGUUAAUCACUCUUCUGCCCAAAAUUCAACAAUAUGCUUAUGUCGCUAAACAGCGAGCCGACGUAGCAACUGAUGGUUUAACACAAGAUGAAUCAGCCUCGAUCAUGCUUUACUCGAUGGAUUGGGAACCAUCAGAUGAAUGUCUUUAUGCAGUAUUGAACAAGAGUCUUCGAUCAGAAAAUCGAACACAACUGAAACCGUGGUUUUCCUAUCUCAAACUCUUGCUCACUGCCCUUUCUCGUCUUCCAUCUGAACGUAUGACUGUUUAUCGUGGAGUCAGAUUAGAUUUGAGUAGAGAAUAUCAAAAGGGCGCAACUGUUUUGUGGUGGGGCUUUUCUUCAUGCACUACAUCGAUGGAUGUUUUACGGCAUGAUCAAUUUUUGGGAAAUACGGGUGCUAGAACAGUCUUUAUUAUUGAAUGUUAUUCUGGUAAAAACAUUCGAAAUCAUUCAUAUUUUGCGUCAGAAGAGGAAAUUCUUCUUCCUCCUGCUACUCAGUUACGAGUUAAAAGUUGUCUGGAUCAAUCAAGUGGUCUUAAAUUAAUACAUCUGGAAGAAACUGAAUCACCUUUUCCUCUAAUCGAGCCGAUAUCAAGUUCAGAAAUUAACUUUGAACUGGAAAAUACUGUUCAAUCCUCAUCUUAUUCAAUAACAUCUUCGACGCUGCCCGGCGAUUCGUAA